AUGGCGACGUCAAUGCGUUUUAGCUUUUCUCGCUAUUCCAAUUACAUAAGAAGCAGAUUACCAGUCCGAAGAUUUUCUACCACUCGACGUUUAAUGUCGCAACACUGGCAACAGGAAGGUGUUCCUGGAUCGAAUCUUCCUUUCAGCAUAAAGAACAAGUACUGGUUGACAUUUUUGACCACUGUGUACUUUGCCUCUGCACUGAAUGCCCCCUUCAUCUUAUUAGCGAUAACAUUGAAAAGAAUAUACACGCCUCAAGUGGAGCUUGGCACUCAAGUGCUCUCAACUAAGUUCUGUGUUGAUGAAGCUGAGGAAGACUGA
Messenger RNA from Candidula unifasciata, 321 nucleotides. The record is from the annotation of a GenBank genome assembly. NCBI's taxonomy places the organism in Eukaryota, Metazoa, Mollusca, Gastropoda, Stylommatophora, Geomitridae.